CUGUUGUAACAAGAGAGCCCCAUUGUCUACUACAUCAGUUUAUCUUCAAAUGCAGUUGUUUGGUGUUUUAUUAUUUAUUCUACCAUUCUGCCAAACUGCACCAAGUCUAGAAGUCUAUGGACUAGAUGCUGAGCCCCAUCAUGAAAACCAAAUCAACAUAAACUUUGGGGUCAAUUCUCCCCUUGGAGUGGAAAGAGCACAGCCGGCCCCUGCCAGACGCUACAUUGCAGAUUUUAGUCCCAACUUACCAAAAGAUACUCUAAUCAGACGUCUACCAGUAGUGGCAGGAACAAACAAGCAUAAGAAGGUGAUCAAGUUUGCCAAUAUUCUCCGGGAUAUCACGUCAGAUCCAGAGCUAACAAGAAAGCAAAAAAUAACUUUGUUUAAUAUUGCGAUGGACUUAAUUUCAGAAACAGGAGAAGUGGAGUUAGAUGAUAUCCUGUACACAUUAAAAACCAACCUUGGAGAGAAAGAUGAACAUGGAUAUGGAGAGCACAAAAAUAAGAAGGAAAAUGGUCAUAAGGAAACAAAUGAGAUGCCAGAGGAGAAAGCAGAAGACGACGAAGAAGAAGAAAUGUAUGAGGAUGAAGAUGGUGGAGAGGAAGGGGAAGAAGAAGGUGAAUAUGAAAAUGUUGAGGAGGAAGAAGACCAUGGAGAAGAAGAAGGAGAAGAGGAAGAAGAAAAAGGAGGUGUGGAAGAAGGAGAAAAAGAAGGAGAAGAGGAAGGCAUCGAAGAAGGGGAAGAUGAAGGAGAUGAAGAAGGAGAAGAAGUAGGAGAAAAAGAGGAAGGAGAGAAAGAGGAAGGAGAGAAAGAGGAAGGAGAGAAAGAGGGUGAAGAAGGAAAAGAGGAUGGAGACAAGGAGGAGGAAGCAGAAGAAGAAGGGGAAGAAGGAAAAGAUGAAGGAGAGAAUAAAGAGAAAGAAAACGCUAAAGUAGAAGGAGCAGUAGAAGAGAAAGAGAAAGAAAAUGCUGCAGAGGGAGAAGAAGAAGAAGUUGAGGAAGAAGAGGAAGAUAAAGAAAGUGAGGAUGAAGGUGAAGAAGAGGGUGAAGACAAAGAAGAGACAACAACUGCUGGAGGAGCAAAAGUAAGCACUGUGGCAGAUGGUAGCACUGUAGCAGAUGGUAGCACUGUGGCAGAUGGUAGCACUGUGACAGAUGGUAGCACUUUGGCAGACGGUAGCACUGUGGCAGAUGGUGGAACUGUGGCAGAUGUUGUUCUUGUGACAGAUGGUAGCACAGUGGCAGAUGCUAGCACUGUGGCAGAUGGUAGCACUGUAACAGAUAGCAGCACACAGGAAGAUAAAGAAAAUGAGGAUGAAGAUAAAGAAGAGGGUGAAGGCGAAGGUGAAGAAGAAGAUGAUGAAGAGACAACAACUGCUGCAGGAUCAAAAGCAAGUACUGCAGCAGGUAGUACUGUGGCAGAUGGUAGUACUGUGGCAGAUGGAAGCACUGUGGCAGAUGGCAGUACAGCGACAGAUGGCAGCACAAUGACAGAGGGAAGCACCGUGGCAAAUGUUAGCACAAAAGCAGAUGGCAGCACUGUGGCAGAUGGUAGCACAGUCGCUGAUAAAAGCAAUGCAACAACCAAUAGUACAACAGCAGAUAAUAGUACUGUGGCAAAUGCUAGCAUUUCAACAGAAGUUAGCAUUGUAUCAGAAAGUAGCACAGAUUUAGGUAAUAAUAGCACUGAUAAAGAAAAUAGAACAGAGGCAGAAGGCAUUAUUGAGAUAAACAGUAUUAGCACAGUAGCUGGGGAUAUUGUAGACAGUAACACUACAGCAGAGAAUAUCACUGAAGAGGGAGAAGACAAUGAAGCAGAAGAAGACACAGAAGCAGAAGAGGCAGAGACUGAUGAUGAAACAGAAGCUGAUGAGGCAGCAGAGGCUGAGGAUGAUGGAACUGAAGAUGAAACUGGGGGAAAUGAAGAAACUGAUGAAAACGCUGAGGAUGGCGAAGAAGCUGAAGAAGUUGAAGAAGGAGCAUAUGAGGAUAGUAAUGAAGUCCCUAGCACAAAAAAGGUUAGUACUAAAUUAGAAAGUAGCACUACAGAAAGUGGUAGUAACAGUACUGGGGAUGUGAACUCCCCUUUAUCUGAGAAUAGUUCUGUAGCAGAGAUCACAACUGUAGCUGGUGUUACUGCUUCUGGAAAUGAUUCAGAAUCAGGAAAUGUAACAUCUACUGACCAGCCAACUCUACCUACUGAAGAUGAUAUUACUCUUAAUAUAGAUGCAAAAAUAGAAGAAAACACUGAAAAAAUGGAAUCUUUGACAUUAUCUGAUUUUUCACAAAUUAAUCAGACUAGUGUUGAAUUUGAAGAAAAUCUUGACAAUCAAACAGCAAAUAGUUCAACAGGAGGUGUAGUUAAUGAUACUGCGCAGACUGGUGAAGAAUCAGAUAAGACUGAGGGAACAGGUUCAACUAGAUUUUCUAAGUCUUCCAAUGGGAGUGUUACAGUAGUGAAUUUGGAAUACGAAACUGAAAACAAAAGACCUAAAGGAAACCAAUCAAGCCCUGCAGGUGAUUAUUCUGAAACAUAUGGACAAAUUCAAUUAGUAGAUGCAUAUGAAGAAGAUAAUGAAGAUGAAAAGAGCAAAGAUGAUAGUGCAGAUGAAGGAGACCAAGGUGGUGCUCUUGAAAAUUCAGGUUCAGGGGAUGAAGAGGAAGAUGAAGACAUCAUAGAUAAUGAAGGUGUAGAUGAAGAUGACAUAGGGGAAGAAGAUGUGGAUGGAGAGAAGGAAGAUGAAAAUUUAGAUGAAGAAAAUGUUGAUACAGAAGAUGUAGACACAGAAAAUUUAGAUGAAGCAGAUAUAGAUGAUGAAGAUGUAGAUCCAGAAGAUGUAAAUGAAGAAAGUGUAGAUGGGGAAAAAGAUGAACCAAUUACGGAAGAAGUAGAUAGGGAGGAAGAUGAAGAUGUGACAAAAGAGAGUGGAAGAGACUACGCCAAUACCCCUGAUUCAAAUGAGCCUGAGGACGAUUCAGACAUUUUUGAAAUUGAUGAUGAUAAAGUGGUCAGCCCAGAAGAAGCUGACAAAUUGCUUCUUGGAAAUAUUAUUGAAAAGUCUGAAGAUGUUUUUGAUUAUUCUGCUUUUCUGGAAGAAGAAUCAACAACAGAAACAACAACUGAAACUACAACUGUUGCUGGUCCAGUCACAACAACUGAAAAUAUUCCAACAACUGAUGGGUGGCCAUUUUAUCCCCUGAUUAUGAGAGACAACUAUUUUCUUGAUAAAGUAUCCCAAAUAUCUCCAGAGAAUACUACGUUACACGGUUCCGAGGAUUACUAUCUGCUAGCUGAAGCAGAAAAAUCUGAUACAAAGGCUACAAAGACGGAGACAACCUAACUGCAUCAGAUAUUUACUAUUCUAUGGCUGAAGCAGGCUGAAGCAGGCUAAUUUAUGACUUUAAAUAGUCCAAUGAACAUGAUACAUUAAUAACACAAAAACAAAUUAUUAAUAUUCCACAGU
Eurytemora carolleeae is the source of this 3463-nucleotide messenger RNA. RefSeq names its product spore wall protein 2. Lineage: Eukaryota; Metazoa; Arthropoda; Copepoda; Calanoida; Temoridae. The transcript has 11 exons. The record is from RefSeq and is a predicted model, not a curated record. Bases 50 to 3340 code for a protein of 1096 amino acids.